Aspergillus ibericus CBS 121593 is the source of this 2618-nucleotide messenger RNA. RefSeq names its product putative cell wall glucanase (Scw11) (gene btgE). The transcript is spliced from 2 exons. The record is from RefSeq and is a predicted model, not a curated record. Gene Ontology annotation, cellular component: cell surface; fungal-type cell wall; extracellular region. Bases 256 to 2187 code for a protein of 643 amino acids. Gene Ontology annotation, molecular function: glucan endo-1,3-beta-D-glucosidase activity; 1,3-beta-glucanosyltransferase activity. Lineage: Eukaryota; Fungi; Ascomycota; Eurotiomycetes; Eurotiales; Aspergillaceae. Gene Ontology annotation, biological process: cell wall organization.
UUCCGGCCUUCUUUUCCUCCUGCUUGCUUUUCUUCCCUCUUUCCCCUCCUUUCCUCCCGGGUUUGUCUUGCAGAUCGUCCGUCUCUUUCUCCUCCCUGAGAAAGUUAUCAAAAAGAGGCCGGCGUGCCCUUCUCUCCCCCGGUUUCCUCCCUCUCUGCAACCCUGACCACCGCUUCACUCUUUCAGCGGGCAUUCAUUGCGAUUGACUUGUUCCGAAAACCUGAAAACCCCAUUUGAUAUCACCCCCCGAUCAACAUGAAGGGUGCUUUCCUGGCCACCGCGGCCGCCGCCCUUGCCGGUACCGCCCUGGCUGAUGGCGCUCACAUGCGUCGUGGUCACGAUGCUUUCCACCAGCGUCGUGCCGUUCAGGCCGAGCCUGAGGAGACUUGCGGCUGCACCACCGAGGUCGUCACCGUCUGGGGAUCUCCUACCCUGGUGCCUGUCGCUGCCCCCACCACCGUGACCUCCGAGGCCGUCACCACCCUCCACUCCACCAGCUACACCACCGUUACCGUUGUCGCUAGCGAAUCCGCCGCCACUGAGACUGUUACUACUGCUGAGGGUGCCGGUGCUACUGGCAUCACCGGUGGUGCUGCCGGCAGUGCUUCUCCUAGCGAGUCUACUACCCCCGUUGGUGCUACCGGCGGUGCUGCUGGAAGUGCUUCUCCUAGCACCACCGAAGGUGUCGGUGCCACCGGUGCUGCUGGUGGCAGUGUCGGCGAGAUCUCCUCCACUCCCGUCGCGGCUGCUUCUACCUCCAGCCAGGCUGUUCCCACGCCUGAGACGACCACCUUCUCCUCGACUGGUGUCUACACUAUCCCCGCUUCUACCGUGACUGUGUCCGACACCACCACCGUGCUCGCUGAUACCACUACCUCCCUGGCCAGCGGUACCCAGACCUACGGUGGUGUCACCACUAUCGUCGAGACCUCGACCACCUUCGUCUGCCCCUACGCCACCGUCAGCUCCACCGGCUCGACCGUCACCAGCGUCAUUGCGACCACUACCUACGUGUGCCCCUCUGCUGGCACCUACACCAUUGCUCCUACCACCACCUACGUUCCCUCCAACACCGUUGUGACCUACGCGACUCCCACCACCGUCUACCCCGGCACCUACACCCACAGUGCUGAGAUUGUGACCGUCACUGUGACCGACUACACCUACACUUGCCCCUUCGCCAAUGCCAACGAGCCUACCAGCACUGUUGUGUCCACUAGCGCUGCUGUGACCCCCACCGCUGCUGCUGCUACCACGACUGCCGUUGCCGAGACUACCACCGCUGCUCCUGUUACCACGAGCGCGGCCGCUGGUACCACGACCGUUGCUGGAACCACCAGCUCCGUCCAGUCUAGUUCCGUGAGCUCCGCCACCGCCGCCGUUAGCUCUGGCGUCAGCGCCAGCGGCAACAGCAUGGGAAUGACCUACACCCCUUACAGCAACUCGGGUGGCUGCAAGUCCAAGUCCACCAUCGAGUCUGACAUUGCCACCAUCGCCAACAAGGGUUUCACCCACAUCCGUGUCUACUCGACCGACUGCAGCACCCUUGAGUACGUCGGUGCCGCUGCCAAGGAGUACGGUCUCAAGAUGAUCCUGGGUGUUUACAUCUCCAGCACCGGUACUUCGGGCGCUCAGGACCAGGUCACUGCCAUCACCGAGUGGGGUGAGUGGUCUUUGGUCACCCUCAUCGUCGUCGGUAACGAGGCCAUCCAGGAUGGCUACACCACCGCCGCCGAGCUUGCCAGCUUCAUCACCUCCUGCAAGUCCACCUUCUCCGCCGCCGGCUACACUGGCCAGAUCACCACCACUGAGCCGGUCAACAUCUGGCAGGAGUACGGCAGCAGCAACCUCUGCUCUGUUGUCGAUGUCCUGGGUGCCAACAUCCACCCCUUCUUCAACUCCGAGACCACCGCCGCUGAGGCCGGUACCUUCGCCCAGUCCGAAGUCACUCUCCUGAAGAAGAUCUGUACCGACAUGGACGUCAUCAACUUGGAGACCGGUUGGCCCAGCGCCGGUAACGCCAACGGCGCUGCCGUCCCCGGUACGACCGAGCAGACCACCGCCAUCAAGGGCAUCCGCGAGUCCGUCGGCGAGCUGUCCGUCUUCUUCUCCUACGCCAACGACCUGUGGAAGGACCCCGGCGAGUACGACGUUGAGCAGUACUGGGGCUGCAUUGACCAGUUCUAAGCAUCCCGCGUGAAUGUCUAUAGUUCUUGACCAAUUUUGCUUGGAGUUUUUCUUCCAUUCUUGUAUCUGUCGUCCCGCGUUCCUCUCCGACAGGACUUGGUUUAUCUUCCCUUCUCCGUACACUUGAUCGUCAUGUAGUAGAUAUAACCUUUUUCUUCUAUACUUUAUUUUGUGUUCACUAACUGGGUUGUAUCCAUGGAUUUCUUUGUUUGUAUAGGCUAAUUCAUAACGGCUUACGAUGGCUAUAUGCAGUAGAUUCCCCUAGAAUUUGGACUGUCGAACCAUAGGACCGUUAUUUUCAGCGCCUCAUCUGCCACAUAUGCAAGGUUAGAUUGCUUCAACGGGUAAAUCUGAUCUUGUCGAUUAUCAUGCAGUAGCUUCGUGCAGUGGCGCUCUAGCUACCUGACAGCGUCAGCUAAAUUACAAUAUCA